CUUGCGGCGCAGCCCUGGCUGUGAUUGGCUGGGAGGACGGAGCCAAUGGGAAGCGGCGUUGUUGGCGGGCGGAACAAAAUGGCGGCGCUGGCAACUCUGUGGGCUCGGGCUGGGGGCCGCAGCUUUUCCCUGCUGCAAGGUUUUCCCUUCCCGCCGCUCCCGAACCCUCUGGAGCCUCUCCCCAAGACUUCCAACCCCUCCGUUCUUCGCCGCCUCCCGGUUCCUGCGUGGAGUUUCCAACAAAUCCGUGGGAAAUCCCGGGGGAACGAGUACCAGCCCAACAACUGGAAGCGGAAGAAGACUCACGGCUGGAUCAAGCGGAUCCGAAGUCCCGGCGGGAUCGCCGUGAUCCUGCGCCGGAUGCUGAAGGGCAGGAAAUCCCUCAGCCACUGAGGGAGCCUCUGGAAUUCUCCGGGAAUUCGGGGAUCAUCCCGCCCAGCCGUGCAGGUGCUGCCCCAGCCCUGUCGCCUCUGAGGGGUUUGGGACACGGUUGUUGCUUCAGUUGUUAAAUUAUGCUCGGUUUUUUUUUUACCGUGUUUGUUUUGUUUGUUUAUAAACGUGGGAAUGCGGGGUGUGUUUAAA
This is a messenger RNA of Parus major (Great Tit), 582 nucleotides long. It is a transcript of the gene MRPL34, whose product is annotated as mitochondrial ribosomal protein L34. Gene Ontology annotation, cellular component: mitochondrial large ribosomal subunit; ribosome. The record is from RefSeq and is a predicted model, not a curated record. The coding region runs from base 46 to 393 and encodes 115 amino acids. Lineage: Eukaryota; Metazoa; Chordata; Aves; Passeriformes; Paridae. Gene Ontology annotation, molecular function: structural constituent of ribosome. The transcript has 2 exons. Gene Ontology annotation, biological process: translation.